AUGGAAUCGGAUUCAGCUUCUGAUCAUGAUGAGGACUCCAAAGAAAGAGGUCCAACAACAAAAGUAAAAGCUAAUAAAGUGAAACUUAUAGUAACUUACAAUAAAAAAGAUGUCACAGUUGGAAAGGAAGCCAUAAAACUGUCUACUUUUGAGGGUUUGGUUGCAAGAACAAUGGUUCGCAUAACCUAUGAGUCUUUGUUGGAAGUUAGUGAUGAAGUAAAGGAAGAGUUAUGGCAAUAUGUUUUGGUAAAUGCAAGAAACCAUCAAUACGAAGAGGAGAUUGAUAGGGCACGAUUGUGCAAAAAAGCAAGAGAGUUGAAGAUAAGAGGAUACGAAUCAGAUGUGAAGAUGAAUGUUGAUAAAAUUGAUGAGCUGCAUAAAUCAAGAAGCAUUGGAGUGGUUACAUGUGGAACACAUGAUAUGCUUACAGAGGCCUUGGAUACCCAGGAACAAUGUGGGCAUGUACGAGGAAUGGGUAAAUUUAUAACACCACUAAAAUACUUUUAUUUACCCAAGAAUGUUAAGUACUACUUGGAGAUUGAGAAUACGAGGAUCGAUAAACGAAUCAACAAACUUGAAGAUGACUUGGAGAAACUAAAAAGAGAUGUACUUAAUGUUUCUAAAUCCGCAAGUUGCCAAGUAUGGGGUGUCAUUGAAGAUCUUGAAAAGGAACCACGGGAUGAAUCACGUGGAAAUGUGGCGGAGAAACCUGUGAAAAAAACAUGCAACACCAGUGAAGAAAGAUGCAACACCAGUGAAGGAAGUUACACAUACAUAACUUGGGAUGAUUUUGAAGCGGUUUUUACAAUGGAUGAGCUGAUUGGUGCUGUUAUUGUGCCUUAUAUGGUGGUGUUGUUUAACAAAAUGAAGUAUGCCCCCCAAGAAAGAGAUCAUGGAAUUUGCUUUGUGAACCCGACAUUAAUCUCGCCAAGAACGGGUAAAGGGAAAUCUAAGAAUAUUGACAAUGCAAGCAGAGGUUUAGCAGAUCGUUUGUCUAGUAGAAAGUCCAAUGACAUCAUCUUUAUCCCUACAAUCCCGGAAGACAUUAGGUAUUGGGUGUACUAG
This is a messenger RNA of Lactuca saligna, 1065 nucleotides long. The record is from the annotation of a GenBank genome assembly. Lineage: Eukaryota; Viridiplantae; Streptophyta; Magnoliopsida; Asterales; Asteraceae.